AUGAUUUCUCGGUUGCUUCGAUUCUGUUCUCGACUCCUUGCUUACCUUGUUUAUUGCUUUGACUCAGGUUGGGAUGUAUUGAUAAAAAGAGAUGAAGGAGGGUUGAGGUUGGAAGAGAAUGAUGAAGGUUUGGGGAUGGCACGAAGAGGAGAAAAUAGGUUGUGGGGUCAGUUUAGAAGGUUUGUGGAAUGGAUUGGCUGCUUGUACAAUUUGUAA
Messenger RNA from Lathyrus sativus (Indian pea), 216 nucleotides. The record is from the annotation of a GenBank genome assembly. Lineage: Eukaryota; Viridiplantae; Streptophyta; Magnoliopsida; Fabales; Fabaceae.